AUGUCUGUGCAACGUGUAGCAGUUGUAACAGGAGGCCACAAGGGUAUUUGCUACGAAAUUGUCAAAGCAUUAUGCUCGCAAUUUGAUGGAAUAGUUUACUUGACGGACAGAGACGAGAAACGCGGCUUGGACGCAUGUAAGAAACUGGCCAAGGAACUGAUGAAGGAAGGUUGUAAAAGCCCACCUAAAUUCCACCAGCUUGAUAUCGGAAACGUGAAGAAAGCAUCGAAAGGUUUCGAGAUUAUGUAA
Messenger RNA from Paramuricea clavata, 249 nucleotides. The record is from the annotation of a GenBank genome assembly. NCBI's taxonomy places the organism in Eukaryota, Metazoa, Cnidaria, Anthozoa, Malacalcyonacea, Plexauridae.